ACACACAGAGAGCACUGAAGAAAAGCUGCUUCCUGACCAUGACUUCCUGGGCAAUCUCCUUCCGGAGCCGAGCGCGCCAGGCGUUUGCGUGCAGGUCUGGACGGAGCUAGCCGGCGGCCCGGACCCCGGACUCCCGGUGGAGCAGAGCCUGGUGGUUGGACACGUGCAGCCCUCUGCGCCUAGGGUCUCACUCCACCGGUCUCCGAAGGCCUGGGCUUACCAUGCCGCCCCCCGCGGACAUCGUCAAGGUGGCCAUAGAAUGGCCGGGCGCCUACCCCAAACUCAUGGAAAUUGAUCAGAAAAAGCCGCUGUCUGCAAUCAUAAAGGAAGUCUGUGAUGGGUGGUCCCUGGCCAACCAUGAGUAUUUCGCGCUGCAGCAUGCUGAGAGUUCCAACUUCUACAUCACAGAAAAGAAUCGCAAUGAGAUCAAAAACGGCACUAUCCUUCGACUAACCACAUCUCCGGCUCAAAACGCCCAGCAGCUGCAUGAGCGGAUCCAGUCGUCGAGCAUGGACGCCAAGCUGGAGGCCCUGAAGGACCUGGCCAGCCUCUCCCGGGACGUCACCUUCGCCCAGGAGUUCAUCAACCUGGACGGCAUCUCUCUGCUCACGCAGAUGGUCGAGAGCGGCACCGAACGGUACCAGAAACUGCAGAAGAUUAUGAAGCCUUGCUUUGGAGACAUGCUGUCCUUCACCCUGACGGCCUUCGUGGAGCUGAUGGACCACGGCAUCGUGUCCUGGGACACAUUCUCAGUGGCGUUCAUUAAGAAGAUAGCAAGUUUUGUGAACAAGUCCGCCAUGGACGUCUCCAUCCUGCAGCGGUCCUUGGCCAUUUUAGAGUCCAUGGUGCUCAACAGCCAUGACCUGUACCAGAAGGUGGCGCAAGAGAUCACCAUCGGCCAGCUGAUCCCCCACCUGCAAGGGUCAGACCAAGAGAUCCAGACCUACACCAUUGCGGUGAUUAAUGCACUUUUCCUGAAGGCCCCUGAUGAGAGGAGGCAGGAGAUGGCGAAUAUUUUGGCUCAGAAACAACUGCGGUCCAUCAUUUUAACACACGUCAUCCGAGCCCAGCGGGCCAUCAACAACGAAAUGGCGCACCAACUGUACGUUCUGCAGGUGCUCACCUUCAACCUCCUGGAGGACAGGAUGAUGACCAGGAUGGACCCGCAGGACCAGGCUCAGAGGGACAUCAUAUUUGAACUUCGAAGAAUUGCUUUCGAUGCAGAGUCUGAACCUAAUAACAGCAGUGGCAGCAUGGAGAAACGCAAGUCCAUGUACACCCGGGAUUAUAAAAAACUUGGCUUCAUCAAUCAUGUCAACCCUGCCAUGGACUUCACCCAGACGCCCCCUGGAAUGCUGGCCCUGGACAACAUGCUCUACUUCGCUAAGCACCACCAGGACGCGUACAUCCGGAUUGUGCUUGAGAACAGUAGCCGGGAAGAUAAGCACGAAUGCCCCUUUGGCCGCAGCAGUAUAGAGCUGACCAAGAUGCUGUGUGAGAUCCUGAAGGUCGGCGAGCUGCCAAGUGAGACCUGCAACGACUUCCACCCCAUGUUCUUCACCCACGACCGGUCCUUUGAAGAGUUCUUCUGCAUCUGCAUCCAGCUUCUCAACAAGACAUGGAAGGAGAUGAGAGCGACUUCCGAAGACUUCAACAAGGUAAUGCAGGUGGUGAAGGAGCAGGUUAUGAGAGCGCUGACGACCAAGCCUAGCUCCCUGGACCAGUUCAAGAGCAAACUGCAGAACCUGAGCUACGCCGAGAUCCUGAGAAUCCGCCAGUCCGAGAGGAUGAACCAGGAAGACUUCCAGUCUCGCCCGAUCUUGGAACUGAAGGAGAAGAUCCAGCCCGAGAUCUUAGAGCUGAUCAAACAGCAGCGCCUGAACCGCCUCGUGGAAGGGACCUGUUUUAGGAAACUCAACGCCCGGCGGAGGCAAGACAAGUUCUGGUACUGUCGGCUUUCUCCAAAUCACAAGGUCCUGCAUUAUGGAGACUUGGAAGAGAGUCCCCAGGGAGAAGUGCCCCAUGACUCCCUGCAGGACAAAUUGCCAGUGGCAGAUAUUAAAGCCGUGGUGACGGGGAAGGACUGCCCUCACAUGAAAGAGAAAGGUGCCCUGAAACAGAACAAGGAGGUGCUUGAACUUGCUUUCUCCAUCCUGUAUGACUCCAACUGCCAACUGAACUUCAUUGCUCCUGACAAGCACGAGUACUGCAUCUGGACGGACGGGCUGAAUGCUUUGCUCGGCAAAGACAUGAUGAGUGACCUGACUCGGAAUGACCUGGACACUCUGCUCAGCAUGGAGAUCAAGCUCCGCCUCCUGGACCUGGAAAACAUCCAGAUCCCCGAUGCACCUCCACCAAUCCCCAAGGAGCCCAGCAACUAUGACUUCGUCUAUGACUGCAACUGAAGUGGCCGCGCCUGGAUGCGUCCCCUCCGAAACUGGAAAAUCAAGCUAACAGGAGAGGAGUGGAAACAUGCCCAUGCCUUGGAAUCCUGUUUUGGUAAAAGGAAGCUGUGGGUCAGCACCUGCUUUGACCUCAUCUGUAGCCCUGACAUUUUCCGGCCCCUCCCUGGCAGCUUGCUCACGUCCCGACUCUCCUGCUUCAGGCCACUGCCCACUGCUGCAGUCCACUGGCGUGCCCAGAGCAAAACCCACCGCCAGGAAGGGAGCCGAAGGGCCCUUCCAUGUAACCCCCGCAGGCAUGUCUUUCCCUCCAGGGGUAGGAAAGCCCGCAGCCCCAGACUGCCCCAAAACUUGCCAAGCGCACUGCCCCAAAGUACAUGUCUGGCAGAAAUGGCCUAGCUCCCGGUGAGAAGACCAAGCACCUGGUCUUUCUCCUCUUCGCUGUAGAGUCAGCUCACACCACCAGUCCAUCUGAAUUGAGACCUGCUUCCAAAUCUCCUCCCUCCUCCCUCCCCACCUUUGCCUUACUCCUCUCCACUUCGAUCCUAAGAGCAGCAGAGCAGCCUCAUCAGAGUCCUCACCAGCAUCAGGUCUCCCAGGCAGACAGUCCGCAGGUCCCACGCCUACUUUGCAUCUGCACUGUGACCGUGACCAGCCUUCCCUCCUCACUAGCUAGUCUUGGGUGUCCUCUUCCGCCCAGCCCAGCCCAGCCUGCCUUCCUCGUUCCCACUCAUGCUCCCAGCCUCUUAGCUGAAAGCACAAAUGGUGAGGUCAGUAGUCACGCUCCAUCUCUCGCGGGCGACACCUAAAUGCCUCUAGGAUGGGCUGUUACUAGAGGCACUUUGCAACAGCGUUUGCUGUUACCCUCUCCCGGGGGUUCUGCAAACAGGUUCCACAGGAUGGUCAAGCUGUUAGACAUCCAAGUUUACAUCAUUGUAAUUAUUACAAGUAUUUACAAUUUGCAAGGGUUUGGGUUUUGUUUUCUUCUUUUUUUGGUUUUUGUUUUGUUUGCUUUGUUUUGUACAAAAGAGUCUAACAUUUUUUGCCAAACAGAUAUAUAUUUAAUGAAAAAAAGAGAUACAUAAAUGUGUGUACUUUCCAUUUUUUUUAAUUAUUUUAAUCCCAAACAUCUUCCCGAGAAUAACAUUCCCUUAAACAUGCUGUGGAAUAAAAUGAUGAAUUGUGA
This is a messenger RNA of Tupaia belangeri chinensis (Chinese tree shrew), 3588 nucleotides long. RefSeq names its product engulfment and cell motility 1 (gene ELMO1). Gene Ontology annotation, biological process: actin filament organization; cell motility. The record is from RefSeq and is a predicted model, not a curated record. Bases 222 to 2405 code for a protein of 727 amino acids. Gene Ontology annotation, cellular component: guanyl-nucleotide exchange factor complex; plasma membrane. The transcript has 22 exons. NCBI's taxonomy places the organism in Eukaryota, Metazoa, Chordata, Mammalia, Scandentia, Tupaiidae.